This is a messenger RNA of Dromiciops gliroides (monito del monte), 2193 nucleotides long. It is a transcript of the gene KCNG2, whose product is annotated as potassium voltage-gated channel modifier subfamily G member 2. Gene Ontology annotation, cellular component: voltage-gated potassium channel complex; membrane. Gene Ontology annotation, molecular function: voltage-gated potassium channel activity; protein binding. Lineage: Eukaryota; Metazoa; Chordata; Mammalia; Microbiotheria; Microbiotheriidae. The coding region runs from base 613 to 2193 and encodes 526 amino acids. Gene Ontology annotation, biological process: protein homooligomerization; potassium ion transmembrane transport. The transcript is spliced from 3 exons. The record is from RefSeq and is a predicted model, not a curated record.
GAAGAGGAAGGGAGGAAAGGGACGAGUCCAUGGGGACGAAAAGUUUCCUUCCCUGUUCUGUCCUGGAGGACUUCAGCGAGUUGAACUCAGUGCAAGGGUCUUGGGGUAACGCCCUGGCAGUGAUUUCUCGCGCGCAUCCUAUGGGAAAGAGCCUUAGUUCGGGGGUCUGGGGACCAGGAUUUAAACUCUGCUUCCGAUGAUUAUUACCUGUGUGACCUUGUGCCUCUCUAAAAUAAAGGGGUCAGAUUAGAUGGUCCCUGAGAUCCCUGCUAGCUCUGCUUCUGUGAACCUAGGGUCCUUAGCGCGAUUGGGACGCACAGGUGGGCUUAACCUCCUUCCCUAGGAAUGUGAAGUCAAAGUCGGGAAGGGAGGCAGAGAGUGAGAUGAAGGGACUUGGGCUCUUGCCAGUGUGGGAUUUGUGGGGUUGGAGGAGGUAUUGGGAAAGCUGAUGCUGCAGUUGGGAGGAAGUCCGAGGCUCGCUGCCAGGGAGACCCGGGUUCCUCUCUUGCUGAGAACAAGACGCUGGUCUCCCCAGACAUCCAUAUCCUCAUUCUUCUCUGGAUCUAGGCUUUUCACCUCCAAGAGGGCUGGACACCUCCAUGAUCACAACCAAUGUAUCAGGAAAUGGCUCUGCUCUCUGGGAACCCCGAUCCCAACUUCACCCCCUACUCUUACAAUGGCUUCGAGAAGCUAUGCAAGGUGCAGGCUAAGAAGGGCUUAUUCUACAAGAAAGCCAGGCUCUUGCAUCCUGGAGAAGACUCCUGUUGCCCCACUUACUGUGAAGACUGGCCCAAGCACGUCAUCAUCAAUGUGGGUGGCAUCAAGUACAGACUCCCUUGGACUACCCUAGAGAACUGCCCUCUCACCCGGCUGGAGCGGCUGAAGUCCUGUCACAACCACGAUGAGAUCAUGAGUGUCUGUGAUGACUAUGACGUCAGCAGCAAUGAAUUCUUCUUCGACCGCAACCCUUGUGCCUUCAAAACCAUUAUGAAUUUCCUUACUGCAGGGAAACUGAGGCUCCUUCGAGAGAUGUGCGCCCUCUCCUUCCAGGAUGAGCUGGCCUACUGGGGGAUUGAGGAGGAAUGUCUUGAGUGGUGCUGCCUUAGGAGACUCCGGCAUAAAGAAGAAGAGGUGGCUGAGGCUCAGUUCUAUGAGACUGAGCUGAUAGUGAAUGAGUCUCCACCUUGUGCCUUCCAGGAGGGCAAUCGACUGGCUCAGUGCAUGAGACAGCUCAGGGACAUGGUUGAAAAUCCUCACUCUGGGAUUCCCGGGAAGAUGUUUGCCUGCAUCUCUGUCUCCUUUGUGGCCAUCACUGCAGUCAGCCUCUGCAUGAGCACUAUGCCAGAUAUUCGAGCCGAGGAGGAUCGGGGUGAAUGCUCCCCCAAAUGCCACAACCUCUUUGUGCUGGAGACCGUCUGCGUGGCCUGGUUCUCCUUUGAGUUCCUCCUCCGCUCGAUCCAGGCCGAGAGUAAGUGCGCCUUUCUCCGGACACCACUCAACAUCAUUGACAUCUUGGCCAUCCUGCCUUUCUACAUCUCCCUUAUUGUGGAUCUGGCUUCCGCCCGAAAUAGCAAGCCAGGCGGGGCUGGGAAUAAAUACCUGGAACGCGUGGGACUCGUGCUGCGUUUCCUUCGAGCUCUGCGCAUCCUGUACGUCAUGAGGCUGGCCCGCCACUCCCUGGGCCUCCAGACCCUGGGGCUGACUGUCCGCCGCUGCACCCGUGAAUUUGGGCUCCUUCUCCUCUUCCUCUGUGUGGCCAUGGCCCUCUUCUCCCCAUUGGUUUACCUGGCAGAAAGUGAACUAGGAGCUGGGAAGGAGUUCACCAGCAUCCCUACCAGCUACUGGUGGGCAGUCAUCUCCAUGACCACUGUGGGUUAUGGAGACAUGGUACCCCGGAGCAUCCCCGGGCAGGUGGUGGCUCUGAGCAGUAUCCUCAGUGGCAUCCUAUUGAUGGCCUUUCCAGUUACUUCCAUCUUCCAUACCUUCUCUCGUUCCUACACAGAGCUAAAAGAACAGCAGCAGCGGGCUUCGAAUCACGAGAUGCACCUCUUGGAAGAGAGCACCAGGUCCCACACAGAAGACAGUUCUUCUCAGGCAAUGGAUAGCUCCUUCCUACCUGGGGGACCUGCAGCUGCCGCUGCCCUGGAGCAACAAUGGGCACUGGCAAAUCAUGCCUCCAGGAGGAGCUGUUAA